AUCAUUCGUGACAUCCAGCUGAUGGGCUUGGUGGCUCUGCUGAUCCUGGUGGACAUGCUGGUUCUCACCGCCUGGAACCUCACAGACCCAAUCAGGUGUUCACGAUCUGUCGGAGCUGUUGUCAAGGUGAUGGAGAGAGACGUUUCCUACUCGUUGUCUCAGCUGGACUCUUGUUCUUCAGUGUACUCAGAUCUGUGGGUCAUCAUUAUUGUGAUCCAGAAGGGCUGUCUUCUCCUCUAUGGCACUUAUCUGGCUGGACUGACCAGCAACGUCAGCCAUCCUCCGGUCAACCAGUCUCCCACCAUCAUAACCGCCGUCUCUCUGGUCACCUUCUCCUCUGCCGUGGCCGUCCCCGUGUCCGUCUUCCUGCAGGCCUGGCCCAACCUGGUCUACAGCACCGUGGCUGGAGCCAUCUUCAUCUGCACACUGGCCACUAACUGCAUGCUGUUUGUGCCUCAGCUGACCCAGUGGCGGCAGUUUGAAGAGGAUCAGAACAACCCGAGUCAGAUGGCCAAAUAUUUCAGCAGCCCCAGUAAGAGCCAGGCUUCUGUGUACAGCCAGGAUGAGAUCUACUACCUGCUGGGGGAAAACAGCUCCAUGAAAAAACUCCUGAGUGAGAAGAACGCAGUGAUCGACAGUCUUCAGGAGCAGGUGAACAACGCCAAGGACAAACUCCUUCGUCUCAUGUCGGCGAGCCAGCCCUCCGAGGACCAGGACAUGGACUCCUCCGCCACCAACCUCAACUCCUCCUCCACUCAGACCACCGAGCUCCAGUCUGAAGGCCCCUCUUCCUCUUCUCUGUCUCAGAGAGACUCUAAAUCCAGACUCUCACCCCCUCACCUCUCCCCUUACCUCCCUGCUGCUCCUGUUUCAUUAUCUGUGGUUUCACCGUCCACUGAGCCUCCCUCUGCUCCGAACUCCGCGGCCCCUAUUUCUGUUUCCUCCCCUCUCCCCGUCGAAGUUUGCGUGAGUGAAACCCAGAGAGACGUCUCCGCUACUGGGCCUUCAGGCAGAGACACAGCUGAGUCCAGGACGGGGGAGGAUCUCAAACAGCCCCUCCCGUUUCCUGGCUUACUCAGGACAGCAGAGGAGACAGUGCACUUUGUCACCUCUCUACAAUCCCGCAGAGGGCUGAAACCCUCUCAGGUUGAGACGUUUGGCGGACAGAGCGGCCUGACAGUUCAGCUGGGACCAAACGCCAGGCCAACUGGUUUUAUUAGCAGCGAACAGUUGCAGGAGAUCCUCCAGGAGCUGAGCGUGGAUGCAGUCAUGGAAACCACACUUAGAUCUCCGGGUCAAACGUCCAGGACGCCGCUGACCAAAGCCUCGGCGCUCUCCCCUCUCUCCUCGCGGACGGCUCCCUCCCCUCAUCCACCUGUUCUCUUCCGCUACCCCAGCAUCUCCCCCUACGCCAUGAGAAAACGCCGGCCGCCCUUUCACUCCCCCCGGAGAGGUUUGUCCCCUCCUUGCUUCUACACAGGUUCAGAGAUUCCCAGUUGUGGGAAGACAAGAGACAAAUGUAAACACCAAAACACAGGAAAGCUUCCUGAGGGCAUCACUGCGGACGACACCCUUCUCCAGGUCUACAGCAGCGACCUUGAUGUGGAAAGAGAGGAGGAGGACGCAGACGGGCAUGAAGAAAGAUGUCAAAGAUGCGUUUCAAGGUCUCACAGAUGCUCAGUGUUGCGUUGUGCGGAGCAACAUGAAGUGGAGGUGGGCGGUGAUAACGAGCAGCACCACAAACGCAUUAGAGACUCGUGUGGGUACUGGGACUCGGACUCGAGCAGCUCGACAGAUUACUGCUACUACCACCGUCCUUACUGCGACUCCUGCCUGCAGCGGGGCUCGCUCCUGAGCUCGGACAGCUCCUCGGACUCCUCGGACAGCGAGUACGACGACUACACGAGCCUCUACCGCUCCCCCCGCCCCGUGGUGUUCAAAGAAGACCUCAAACCCACCUUUGUAUGAACACAUAUGCUGCACUUUACAUAUUUAUCCAUUUCCACCACUUGAAUUGAUGUCCUUAACAAAUGUUGUGCUUCCACGACGAGAGAUAACUCGAUCUUAGCCGGUUAAGAUAGUCUUCAAUCUUUCAUCAUAGGGCAGGAUCAUUCUUUUACUCAUGAGUCGAUUUUUGUAUCUCGAAAGCACAAAAUGCUGUUUAUUUUUUUAAUAUUACUUAUGGCAUUAUUUGUAUAUUUCUACUGACAGAUGAAAAUCCUUGACAUUUAAAAAAAGUCUAAUCUAAUUUCAAAAUGGGAUGACAGUAGCGACUAAAUUAAAAAUGUGAAAAUAAGGUUUUCACAGGAUAUUAGAAAUGUACACUCUAUCAGCUGUAUUUAUUUUAAUAUUUAUUUGUUGAUGUUUUGGUGUACAGAGCUACUUUACGGUUCUUUUUUUAUGUUUUACAUUAUUAUAUGUAUACUUUAAAAUGAUGUGAUAAUAUUUUAUUGCAGAAUCUGA
Messenger RNA from Stegastes partitus (bicolor damselfish), 2463 nucleotides. It is a transcript of the gene gpr156, whose product is annotated as G protein-coupled receptor 156. The record is from RefSeq and is a predicted model, not a curated record. Gene Ontology annotation, biological process: gamma-aminobutyric acid signaling pathway; G protein-coupled receptor signaling pathway. NCBI's taxonomy places the organism in Eukaryota, Metazoa, Chordata, Actinopteri, Pomacentridae. The transcript is spliced from 5 exons. Gene Ontology annotation, cellular component: membrane; G protein-coupled receptor heterodimeric complex. The annotation marks the transcript as partial. Gene Ontology annotation, molecular function: G protein-coupled GABA receptor activity.